AUGUCUAACUUAACCGAUGAAUAUCGCAUAAACAUCAUCAAUAAUGUAUCCUCCCAAAUCAAUCGUUAUUUAACAUUAUUCAUUUUUCUUUUCGGUAUAAUUGGAAGUUUGUUGAAUCUCGUUGUACUCUCUCAACCAGUUCUACGUGGAAAUCCAUGCGUCGUCUACUUUCUGGCUUCGUCUGCAUUUAGUCUCGGAAUUCUCCUCGUUGGCCUUCCGUCACGUAUAAUCAGUGGAUUGAUAGGAACAGAUCCAACCAACACAAACUCCUGGUUUUGUAAAUUUCGUCUGUUUUUUCUUUAUUCGUUUCGAACAACAUCGGCUUGGUUGAUUGUCUUCGCCGCUUUCGAUCGAUGGUGUUCAAGCAAUAGAAAAGUUUAUCAACGUCGUUUUAGUUCAUGUCAAAUUGCUUAUAGAAGUAUCCUUAUCAUUUAUUCUUUAUCGUUCAUUCUCUGGUUCGAAGGGUUCUUUUGUUACGAAGCCAAUUUGACAACCGCACCAGUGAAAUGUUAUGCAAUUCCAUCAAUUCUUAUGCUUAUUUUCGGAUCUUUAACCAUUCGAAACAUUAAUCAAAUUCGACGAGCUAUUGAACCAUUUGUAGCUCGUAUUUCCACAAUUUCUCAUACCAGUCGAACUCCACGAAGUCUUGUUCGACGUAGCGAAAGUUCUCUAACUCGAAUGCUGCUUUUCCAAGUUUGUCUUCUAACAGUUUGUUCGAUCCCACAAGCAAUGCACCAGUUCUACUUAACAUUUACCAUUGACGUUCAAAAAAGUCCAUUACGUCUUGCAAUCGAGAAUUUUAUUGUCAAUCUCAAUUUUUCGUUGACAUACAUUGGUAAUGGAAUGGCAUUUUAUAUUUAUACGCUUAAUGGGACUGUUUUUCGACAGACAUUGAUUCGAUUGAUUAACAGAUGUUCAUUAAUUCAUCUAGCACGAGCAACAAAAAAAAACUAUUUUUGUCGAGUUGUUCGUCUAUUCUUCUCUCUUUCUCGCUGCGAGCACAUACGAUUAGCGUCCAUUCAUUCGUGCUUCACUCAUCGUCUUCAUAAUUUCAAUAAACUUUAG
This is a messenger RNA of Adineta ricciae, 1065 nucleotides long. Lineage: Eukaryota; Metazoa; Rotifera; Eurotatoria; Adinetida; Adinetidae. The record is from the annotation of a GenBank genome assembly.